This is a messenger RNA of Scheffersomyces amazonensis, 2693 nucleotides long. RefSeq names its product H(+)-transporting V0 sector ATPase subunit a (gene VPH1). Gene Ontology annotation, molecular function: proton-transporting ATPase activity, rotational mechanism; ATPase binding. Bases 81 to 2519 code for a protein of 812 amino acids. The transcript is spliced from 2 exons. NCBI's taxonomy places the organism in Eukaryota, Fungi, Ascomycota, Pichiomycetes, Serinales, Debaryomycetaceae. Gene Ontology annotation, biological process: vacuolar acidification; proton transmembrane transport. The record is from RefSeq and is a predicted model, not a curated record. Gene Ontology annotation, cellular component: vacuolar proton-transporting V-type ATPase complex; vacuolar proton-transporting V-type ATPase, V0 domain; fungal-type vacuole membrane.
GAUGAUAACUGGACCCUCCAAAGCUUACAACUAAGAAUACCUUCAAAUAACCUUCUAAUUACCGUGUGACUAUAUCCAUCAUGCCGGAGAAGGAAGAGGCAGUUUUCCGUUCUGCGGAAAUGUCUUUAGUUCAAUUGUAUGCUCCGACCGAAGUUUCGCGGGAUAUUAUUUAUCGCAUUGGUCAAUUGAAUCUUAUACAAUUUCGCGACUUGAACUCAAAGGUUAAUGAGUUUCAACGUUCAUUUGUAAAAGAAUUAAGACGUUUAGAUAAUGUCGAAAGACAAUUUAGAUUUUUAAAGCACGAAUUAGAUCAAAGGGAAAUUCCGGUUAAGACUUUCCCUUAUGAAUUAAAUCCAGUUGUUCCUGAAUCAGAAAUUGAUGAACAUGUUGAAAAUGCCCAAUUAUUGGAAGAUAGAGUUGGUCAAUUAAUUGAUUCUACUGAAUCCUUAUAUAAUAAGCAAAAAGAGUUAAAAGAAUUAAAAUUCACUAUUCAAGCUGUUGAUAAUUUUUUUGCUACUAAUACUGGACCAUCAGGUGAUUUAGAUGAUGAAACUGCUCUUCUUUCACAAUUAGAAUCUCAAACUGUAUCUGAAUCACAUUCUGCUAAUUUUAUUAGUGGAGUUAUUAAUCGAGAAAAAGUUGGAACUUUACAACAAAUUUUAUGGAGAGUUUUAAGAGGUAAUUUAUAUUACCAUAGUGAAGAAUUACCAGAAGAAAUUUAUGAUCCAAAAUCUAAGACUCAUGUACGUAAGAAUUCCUUUAUUAUCUUUUCUCAUGGUACCAUUAUUUAUGAACGUAUUAAAAAGAUUUGUGAAUCUUUAGAUGCUGAUCUUUAUAACGUUAAUUCUACAGCUUCAUACAGAUCUGAUCAAUUAGCUGAAACUAAUCUUAAAUUAAGAGAUUUAAGUACAGUUUUGGAUGAAUCAGAAAAUGCUUUAACUUCAGAAUUAGUGGCUAUUUCAAGAGAUUUAUUAAAAUGGUGGGAAGUUGUGGCUAGAGAAAAAGCAGUAUAUCAAACUAUGAAUCUUUGUGAUUAUGAUGAUUCAAGAAAAUCAUUAAUUGCUGAAGGUUGGAUUCCUACUGAUGAAAUCUCUACUUUAACUACUACCAUUAAAGAAUCUGAUAAUUCUCAAUCAAUUCCAACUAUUGUUAAUGUAUUAGCAACUACUAGAACUCCUCCAACAUUCCAUCGUACUAAUAAAUUUACUGAAGCUUUCCAAAGUAUUUGUGAUGCUUAUGGUGUAGCAACAUAUAGAGAAGUUAAUCCUGGUUUACCAACCAUUAUUACUUUCCCUUUCAUGUUUGCUAUUAUGUUUGGUGAUUUGGGUCAUGGAUUCCUUUUAACUUUGGUAGCAUUAUAUUUGGUAUUAAAUGAAAAGAAAAUUGGUGGUAUGAAGAUUGAUGAAAUAUCUGAAAUGGCUUUCAGUGGUCGUUAUAUCUUAUUACUUAUGGGUGUAUUUUCCAUGUAUACCGGAUUGUUAUACAAUGAUCUUUUCUCUAAAUCAAUGACUUUAUUCUCAUCAGGUUGGGCUUGGCCAACUGACUUUAAACCUCUGGAAACAGUUAUUGCUUCUAAAGUAGGAACUUAUGUAUUUGGUUUAGAUUCAGCUUGGCAUGGAGCAGAAAAUGCUUUAUUAUUCACCAAUUCAUAUAAGAUGAAAUUAUCCAUUUUAAUGGGAUAUUCUCAUAUGUCAUAUUCGUUCAUAUUUUCAUUAGUUAACUAUGUUCAUUUUAAGAGUUUAGUUGAUAUUAUUGGUAACUUUAUUCCUGGAUUAUUGUUUAUGCAAGGUAUUUUUGGUUACUUAUCAUUAUGUAUUGUUUACAAAUGGUCAGUAGAUUGGUUUGCUAUUGGAAAGCAACCUCCUGGAUUAUUAAACAUGUUGAUUUCUAUGUUUUUAGCUCCAGGAACUGUUGCUGAAGAAUUAUAUUCAGGACAAGCCACUGUGCAAGUAACUCUUUUAUUACUUGCAUUAUUAUGUGUUCCUUGGUUAUUAUUAUUUAAACCUUUAUACCUUAAAAGACAACUUGAUAGAGAAGCUCAAGAGCAUCAUUACCAACAAUUAUCUAAUGAAGAUGAUUUAACUUCAGAUGAUGCUGAUGAACAAGAUACUGCUCAUGAUGAUGAUGAAGAACAUGAAAGUCAUGACUUUGGUGAUAUAAUGAUUCAUCAAGUCAUUCAUACCAUUGAAUUCUGUUUGAAUUGUGUUUCACAUACUGCUUCAUACUUAAGAUUAUGGGCCUUAUCAUUAGCUCAUGCUCAAUUAUCUUCUGUGUUAUGGACCAUGACACUUGGUGGUAGUUUCAGUUUUACAGGUCCACUUGGAGUCUUUAUGAUUGUAGUAUUGUUUGCUAUGUGGCUCAGUAUGACUGUAUGUAUCUUAGUCGUUAUGGAAGGUACAUCUGCCAUGUUACAUUCCUUAAGAUUACAUUGGGUCGAAUCAAUGUCUAAGUUCUUUGAAGGUGAAGGUACAUUGUACGCACCUUUUGGAUUUAAGGGAUUAUUAAGCGAUGUCGCAUAAGCUCAUACACUCCUUUAUAUAUCGCAUCCUCAUCGUCCACCACUAGACUCUAAAACUUUAUAUACAAUUCAUUAAUUUACAUAUACUAUAUCAAUAACAAAAAAUAAAAAUAAAAUAAAAUAAAAUAAAUUUUAGCGAGUGUGCAUAUGUUGCGCACUAAUCCCAUCGCACUUU